GUCUGUUGCACGCUCCACGAACAGAUAUCUCAAUAACUGAUUGUCACAGCAAGUGUGUCUUCGUCACUUGAGUUCAAAGAUCAUGAGAAUAUUCAUAUUAGCCACUAUGGUGGCCAUGGUGUGGGCCUCUUACAACGAGGAACACGGUAGUAGCACGUAUCACGAAACCUCGAAACCUGUGGAGAUACCGAUUUACAAGAAAUAUGCGAUACCAAUUCCGCAUCCGGUCGCAGUUCCAGUGCCUCAAGAAAUUAAGGUCCCGAUACCUCAGCCGUACGAGGUUCAGGUCGCAGUUCCACAUCCGGUUCCCGUGGAAGUGGUCAAACACAUCGAAAUACCAGUAGAAAAGCCAGAACCGUACAUCGUGGAGAAAAAGGUGCCGUACGUCGUCGAGAAACCCUAUCCAGUGACAGUGGAGAAGCAUUUUCCAGUGCCGAUUCCUAAACCAUAUCCAGUUCACGUACCAGUGUACAAGCAUGUUUUCCACCAUCAAAGCUCAGGACACGGCUGGAAACAUUAAUCGUCCGUAAUCCUGGACGAUUCUUUUCAGUAUCUUUAUGCCAAAAAUAGCGACAAGAUUAGACGAUAACAACGGUAGAUCGUAAGCGUUGUGAUGUCUGUACAUAGUUCGUUGUUGUACAUGUAAUGUUAUAUUUGUUUAAAUAAAUUGUUCUUUUUCGUACA
Molecule: messenger RNA, 684 nt
Organism: Odontomachus brunneus
Lineage: Eukaryota; Metazoa; Arthropoda; Insecta; Hymenoptera; Formicidae
Product: MAGE-like protein 2
Exons: 3
Coding region: 83-520 (145 amino acids)
Source: RefSeq, a predicted model, not a curated record